GCCCUCCCCUGUGACCUCAGCUCAUCUCCAUGGACACAGCUCAAACACACAGAGCCAGCCAGCAGCAAGCUGGGCGCCGUGGGACCGGAGAAAACCUGGGAGCAGGGAAGUUUUUCAGUUUGAUUGGGAUAUGGCAUCCAAAACAAAGAAGAGCAAGGAUGAAGAGGCGCCCCAAGAAAGCAGUGACAAUGAGGACCCCGUUCGGGAGAGGAGGCUGUACCUGCAGGAAGAAUGCAGGAUCCUCACGCAGCACCUGGACACCUACCUGGGAAGGGCGGAGCAGCUCCUGCAGGGCAUCAAACACCUGGAGAAGGAAGCCCAGGGCACCCAGGAGCAGAGCCAGUCUUACCUGAGCUGCGGAGCAAAGCUCAGCCAGGACCCCCCGGGCAUGGUCAUCACCCUGAACGAGCAGAACUGCCGAGAUCUGGCCCAAAUCCAGGCGCAGAAGGAGGAGCUGGUGCCGCGCUAUGCUGGCAAGGAGCAGGAGGUGCGGAGCGCCCUGCAGGACACGGAGGCCGAGGCCUCGCGCCUGGACACGGAGCUGGAGCAGCUGGAGCCCUACAAGGAGCAGAAGGUGCAGGCGGAGCAGAGGGUGAAGGCGCUGGAGAAGGAGCUGCGGGUGACCAGGAUCCGCUGUGCUGAGGAGACCCACGCCGUCAGGAGCAGGUUCCUGCGGGAAAAGGCCGAGUGCGAGCAGGAGUUCCAGCAGAGGAUGCAGCAGCUCACCUGGGGGGCAGAGGAGGUGGCGCUGAAGGCUCUGAUCCAGCACGUGGAGCAGGUGAAGGCCGAGAACAGGCUCCUGCGCCACGAGCUGAUGGGGCUCCUCCAGCACUGCCAGCUCCUCAGGGACACCAGGAUCCGGCUGCAGGACCAGCAGGAGCAGCUGCUCCGGGAGAAUCGCUGUGCCCAGCUCACGCCAGUGCACCGCCGCAGGGACAACCUGCCCUGCUCGCCCGUCAGGGCAGGCCACUGACCCCAAACCACCCCAAACCACCCAGCCCUGACCUGCAGAAACCAAGCAGGGAAGCAACCAAAUCCUUCUGCCAGUGGGAGCACUGAAGGCUUUGAGCUCUUGUCGCAAGGAUCCAUCAAAUACAUGUAUGGACUAGA
This is a messenger RNA of Passer domesticus (house sparrow), 1110 nucleotides long. It is a transcript of the gene CCDC166, whose product is annotated as coiled-coil domain containing 166. The record is from RefSeq and is a predicted model, not a curated record. The transcript is spliced from 2 exons. Lineage: Eukaryota; Metazoa; Chordata; Aves; Passeriformes; Passeridae. The coding region runs from base 131 to 973 and encodes 280 amino acids.